Molecule: messenger RNA, 684 nt
Organism: Sphenostylis stenocarpa
Lineage: Eukaryota; Viridiplantae; Streptophyta; Magnoliopsida; Fabales; Fabaceae
Source: the annotation of a GenBank genome assembly
AUGGAAUUUUGUAAUUGUGGAUUUGAUUGGGUUGGGGGUCCUCCUAAUCUCUAUGAUAUAAGUGGAAGUGCACACUUCAUAAAUAAGUGUGACAAUGGAAUUGUUAUUCACCGAAAUCGGGAUCCUGAAGUUGGGCCUAUGGACCAAGUACAGGUAUGUGUUCGAAAGAGUUUCAUUAUACUGGAGUACAUGAUCGGGGAUUAUGAUGAAACUUAUCGUAAUCUCUUCACUCUUAGUGUGAAUAUAAUGGAUAAAGUUGGCUCUCUUGCAAAAGAUUUUAUCCUCAUAAACCCUUCAGACUGUGCUACUCCAGUGAAGCACUCUAAACUAGAAAAGUUGAGGCAAGAUGACAAGUGGGAACAUGAUUUCUUUAGCUAUGGUGAACCACGGAUCACUAAUUGCAAAGUUAGAGCUCAAGAUCUACAUCUCAAGCUUCAAAGGAAAGGUCUUCAAUCUGCAUCUCAGAGCGGAAAGAGUUAUGCUCCAAACAUGCGUGUUCUCCGUGAAAGGCUAACAGGAACAAUGACAGUACAACCUACAAAUGUCGAUCCGCCAAAAUCAAAAGUUGCUAAACCAAGCAGUAAAAAUGUUGGUGUUGAGGUCCCUGCAUGUCAGUUUAGGUGUCCUCUCAUGUCUUGUGGUAAAGUGAUAUGGUUGAACAGUGACAUGAAUGCAGAAAGUUAG